AUGAACUACCUUAUCAUUGAAGAAAACGUGGACAAUGAUCCCUGCAAGUUUGCUCUAAUGAGUCGGGAAACAUCAGAGAGAGUAAUUUUACAGGCAGCUAAUCCAGAAAUUCAACAAGCUUGGGUACAAGACAUCAACCAGGUCCUGGACACACAAAGAGAUUUCCUGAAUGCGCUACAGUCUCCCAUAGAGUACCAACGCAAAGAAAGUAGCUCAGCAGUGCUGAGGCCCCAGACCGGUAGGGUCCCUCAGCCCAACAGCAGACCCUAUUCUUCUGUUCCAGUAGGGUCUGAGAAGCCUUUGAAGGCUACAAGCCGUAACCCAUCUCUCCCACCCCUGAAGAUAUCUACCUCCAACGGCAGCACAGGGUAUGAACACUCACAGCCCGGAGACAAGUAUGAACAAAGCAAGACUGAUUUGGGAGGGUGCAAUGGGACCUCUUCCAUGGUGGUGAUUAAAGAUUACUAUGCACUGAAGGAAGAUGAGAUCUGUGUGAAUCAAGGAGAGGUGGUUCAGAUCCUUGCUGUCAACCAGCAGAACAUGUUCCUGGUGUACCAGCCUGCAAACGACCACUCUCCGGCUGCUGAAGGAUGGAUCCCUGGCAAUAUCUUGGCUCCCCUCACUAAAUCCGCUACAGAUAAUAGCGACGGAAGCAUCAAGAAGUCAUGUUCAUGGCAUACCCUGCGCAUGAGAAAGCGGGCGGAAAAGGAGAGCAGUGGCAAAAAUGAAGCCAAUGGGCCACGUAAAUCCAAGGAUAUUCUGGGGAACAAAGUCUCUGUUAAAGAGACAAACAGCUCAGAGGAAUCAGAGUGUGAUGACCUUGACCCCAAUACUAGCAUGGAGAUAAUCAACCCCAAUUUCAUUCAAGAAGUGGCUCCAGAGUUUCUUGUGCCAUUAGUGGACAUCACCUGCCUGCUUGGUGACACAGUGAUGCUGCAGUGCAAAGUCUGUGGACGGCCCAAACCAACUAUAACCUGGAAAGGACCGGAUCAAAACAUUCUUGACAAUGACAACAGCACGGCCACUUACACGGUGUCAUCCUGUGACUCUGGGGACCUCACUUUGAAGAUCUGCAACCUGAUGCCUCAGGACAGUGGCAUUUACACCUGUGUGGCAACCAACGAACAUGGAACCGCAUCAACCUCUGCAACCAUCAAAGUUCAAGGUGUCCCAGCUGCCCCAAAUCGCCCCAUUGCUCAGGAGAGAAGCUGCACCUCUGUGAUCCUGCGCUGGCUACCCCCAUCCAGUACAGGCAAUUGCACCAUUUCAGGCUACACUGUGGAGUACAGAGAAGAAGGCUCGCAGGUCUGGCAGCAGUCGGUAGCCUCAACUUUGGACACAUACCUCGUCAUUGAGGACCUGGCCCCAGGCUGCCAGUAUCAGUUUCGAGUGAGUGCCAGCAAUCCCUGGGGGAUCAGCUUGCCCAGCGACCCAUCUGAAUUUGUGAGACUCCCAGAGUACGACUCUGCUGCCGAUGGUGCCACUAUUUCGUGGAAGGAAAACUUUGACCUCUCUUAUGCAGAGCUGCAUGAGAUUGGGAGGGGUCGAUUCUCCAUAGUAAAGAAAUGCGUUCACAAAGCCACCCGGAAAGAUGUUGCUGUAAAAUUUAUUAGUAAAAAAAUGAAAAAGAAAGAGCAGGCAGCACAUGAAGCAGCUUUGUUACAGCACUUACAGCAUCCUCAGUACAUCACCAUCCACGAUACCUACGAGUCCCCUACUUCUUACAUCUUAGUUCUGGAACUGAUGGAUGACGGUCGUCUCUUAGAUUAUCUAAUGAACCAUGACGAACUUAUGGAGGAAAAAGUUGCUUUCUAUAUAAGAGACACAAUGGAAGCCUUGCAGUAUCUUCACAAUUGCAGAGUGGCUCACUUAGACAUAAAGCCAGAAAAUCUGCUCAUUGAUUUAAGAAUCCCGGUACCUCGUGUCAAGAUCAUUGAUUUGGAAGAUGCAGUUCAGAUCACAGGUCAUUACCAUGUCCACCACCUCCUCGGAAACCCGGAGUUUGCAGCUCCUGAGGUUAUCCAAGGGCUUCCUGUCUCCCUGAGCACGGACAUCUGGAGCAUUGGAGUCCUCACCUACAUCAUGUUAAGUGGUGUCUCUCCGUUCCUGGAUGAAAGCAAAGAGGAGACUUGUAUCAAUGUGUGCAGAGUAGAUUUCAGCUUCCCGCCCGAGUACUUCUCCGAUGUGAGUCAUGCUGCCAGGGAUUUCAUCAACGUUAUCCUCCAGGAAGACUUCAGGAGAAGGCCGACGGCAGCCACCUGUUUACAGCAUCCGUGGCUGCAACCGCACAACGGCAGCUAUUCCAAGAUCCCACUGGAUACCUCCCGCUUGGCUUCCUUCAUCGAGCGCCGCAGGCACCAGUACGAUGUGCACCCGGUCCCCAGCGUCAAGAGUUUCCUGAUGAGUAGGCUGAACCUGGGCACAUAA
This is a messenger RNA of Cariama cristata (Red-legged seriema), 2427 nucleotides long. RefSeq names its product kalirin-like. Gene Ontology annotation, molecular function: protein binding; ATP binding; protein serine/threonine kinase activity. The transcript is spliced from 14 exons. Gene Ontology annotation, biological process: protein phosphorylation; positive regulation of apoptotic process; intracellular signal transduction. Gene Ontology annotation, cellular component: nucleus. The annotation marks the transcript as partial. The record is from RefSeq and is a predicted model, not a curated record. Lineage: Eukaryota; Metazoa; Chordata; Aves; Cariamiformes; Cariamidae.